GACAGCGCAGAAGGAAAGCAAAGGCAGGAAAUCCUGCUGUCUGCAUCUCACUAACUCUUGGAAAAUUCUGUCCCAGGUGUCAAUGAUCUGCUGAUUUGUUCAGUCCCGUGAAGACCCAAGGCAGAAACUCGUAGAAACCCACAUAAUAUUCCCCAGAAUUGACUGGUGGCAUCCACAAAAGGACUUUGAAACAUUGAAGGAAAGAGCACUGUUCACACUGGGUAUAAACACAUAUUCUCUGUGGGUGCAAGAGUUUGUGAAGAUUCAACUGAAAUGUCUAAACACCAGCACAGUCACACUGGGGAGAGACUGUGGAAAUGUGCAGACUGCGGGAAGGGCUUCCUUUACCCAUCCCAGCUGGAAACUCACCAACGGAGUCACACUGGAGAGAAACCAUUCACCUGCGCUGAUUGUGGGAAGGGAUUCACUUCACCAUCCAGGCUACUGAUACACCAGCGAGUUCACACUGGAGAGAAACCAUUCACCUGCUCCGAUUGUGGAAAAGCAUUCACUCAGUCAACAAAUCUGCGAACACACCAGCGAGUGCACACUAGAGAGAGACCAUUCAUCUGCUCUGAUUGUGGGAUGGGAUUCACUCAGUCAUCCAAUUUACUUAAACACCGGCGUGUUCACACUGGAGAGAAACCGUUCACUUGUUCUGAAUGUGGGAAGGCAUUCACUCAGACAACUCACCUGCUGAUACACCAGCGAAUUCACACUGGAGAGAGACCAUUGACCUGUUCCGUGUGUGGGAAAGGCUUUGCUGACUCAAAUUCCUUGCUGAUACACCAGAGAGUUCACACUGGUGAGAAACCAUUUAUCUGCUCCGAGUGUGGGAAGGGAUUCACUUGCUCAUCUAACUUACUGAGACACCAGAGUGUACACAAUGGGGAGAGACCAUUCACCUGUUCAGAGUGCGGGAAGGGUUUCAAUCGGUCAUCAUACCUGCUGGAGCACCAGCGAGUUCACACUGGAGAGAGACCAUUCACCUGUUCCAAGUGUGGGAGGGGUUUCAAUCGGUCAUCUUACCUGCUGGAGCACCAGCGAGUUCACACUAGAGAUAUGGACCAUUCACUUGCUCGGAGUGUGGGAAAGGAUUCACUCAGUCAUCCAAUCUGUUAACACACUAGCAAAUUCACAAAGAAUCACAGUUGAAGGAUUUUGCUUUCACUCUCACUAAUGAAUGAUCCAUGGUUUAGGGCUGUUUGUGUUAAUGUUAUUAAUUAAAGGUCCUGGUAUUGUAGAUAAAAUGUACAUAACAGUUGUGUAUUUGCAAAGGAGAUUUUGGAAAUGAUCACUGUACAUCAGUGUCACUGUACAUCAAAGUAUUUACACUGAGUAAGACUGUCCAUCUGCUCAGUGGAAAGGGAUUUCCUGGUUCAUCAGGAUUGGUUAACCACCAAUGAAUUUCUCAGUAUGGGAAGUUCUCAUUUAAAGUGGGUUCCGGUAGCACAAUUUGGCUAUAACAUGGCUGAAGAGUUAGGGAAUGGUACUUUUGAGAACGCUUACCUCUGUUCACAAUAACGUGAUUCCAGCGUGUGUCGUUUCAUUCUCUUUGUUCUGCACGUGCCGAUGUCAGCUGCCGUCAGAGCAUCUGGGAGGUAUAAUACUAUCCAUUGAGCAGCUUCACAUCAAAAAUUAAACUAACAAAUGUUCAUUGUUGUACCUCUGAGACAAAAAUAUUCUUGUUUAAUUCCUGUAUAAGCCCUGUACAGUUCCUGCUGGACUGCAUUACUCUCGUACAUACCACCCCGAGAAACAGUCAGAAGAUAAUUGACCACAGUCAUCCACAUCUGCAACCAUAACUUUCCCUGAAGGUGAUGAUGAUAACUCUCUGUCCCUGCAUUAACAAUAUUAUUUCAAUGUAAUGUGUUAAAUUUACUUUUGUCAAUAA
Hemiscyllium ocellatum (epaulette shark) is the source of this 1894-nucleotide messenger RNA. Its product is annotated as zinc finger protein 239-like. Lineage: Eukaryota; Metazoa; Chordata; Chondrichthyes; Orectolobiformes; Hemiscylliidae. Gene Ontology annotation, molecular function: RNA polymerase II cis-regulatory region sequence-specific DNA binding; DNA-binding transcription factor activity, RNA polymerase II-specific. The coding region runs from base 274 to 1122 and encodes 282 amino acids. The record is from RefSeq and is a predicted model, not a curated record. Gene Ontology annotation, cellular component: nucleus. Gene Ontology annotation, biological process: regulation of transcription by RNA polymerase II. The transcript has 2 exons.